Panicum virgatum (switchgrass) is the source of this 2362-nucleotide messenger RNA. RefSeq names its product tRNA-dihydrouridine(47) synthase [NAD(P)(+)]-like. Gene Ontology annotation, molecular function: tRNA dihydrouridine synthase activity; RNA binding; metal ion binding. Gene Ontology annotation, biological process: tRNA processing. The transcript is spliced from 10 exons. NCBI's taxonomy places the organism in Eukaryota, Viridiplantae, Streptophyta, Magnoliopsida, Poales, Poaceae. The record is from RefSeq and is a predicted model, not a curated record. The coding region runs from base 16 to 2067 and encodes 683 amino acids.
CGCCACGCCUUCACCAUGGCCGCGACGGCGCCGGCCGCCGACCCUACGGACUCCUCCCCGGCCGUCACUACCGACUCUCCCCCUCCUCCGCGGCCCUCCCCGGAGGAGCUGGUGGCCCGCGCCGUCGCCCCCGUCAAGCCCGCCUUCCUCCGCCCGCCGCCCAUCCGCGAGGUCCCCAAGGAGGAGGGUAAGGCCGGCGGCGGCGGGGCCGUCGUCACGGGAGAGAAGAAGUCCAAGCGCCAGCUCAAACGCGAGCGCCAGCAGGAACAAAAGUCUGCUUCUCAUCUUUGUAUUGAAGUAGGGAAAAGUGGAAAUGUGGACUCAUGCAAAUACGGUACUUCUUGCCGUUUCAGCCAUGACAUCAAUGCUUAUCUGGCUCAGAAACCAGGUGACCUUGAAGGAACAUGCCCAUUUACCAUGUUGGGGCAGUUGUGCCCAUAUGGAUUAACUUGUCGGUUCCUUGGUACACAUAAGGAUAACCUUGCUCCUCAAAAUCAUUCAGAGGGGAACCAUGAGAGAAAUCCUUUGAGCAAAGAUAUUCAGAAGCUCUUAUGGAAGAACAAAUAUAAAUUUCCCAAGGCUAGUGCCCAGAUCAAGCUUCUCGGUCUUAAGGAUGGAAACAAGAAUAAAGCUAAAGCAGCAAAUGAUGAUAAUCCAGAUGAAGCAUGUGAGCUAAAUGACGAUGACAAAACUGAAUCUCUUUCUUGCAUUCCCGUGAAUGUUGAACCUGAUCCCACUUUGUGCAAAGAAAUAAAUAAUUCAGAGGGAGAACCUUUGGUUGUUAGCUCAGUUCAAUGUGUGGAGCCAAGGCCAUUAAAGAAAUCAAAGGUUGAAGUUGAUGAAACUCUGAAUGAUGGGACUGGUAUUCAUGACAAUGGGGCAGAAUCUGAAGAUCUUAAUUUAAUCAAUGGAAUAAAAGUUUCCUCAAAUAACCAAAGUUCCUGCAGAGUUGACCUCAUCACAACACCUCAUUUACGUGAAAAGAAAAUUAUAGAUUUUCGAGAGAAGCUUUACCUUGCUCCCUUGACAACUGUCGGGAACCUUCCUUUUCGGAGGCUCUGUAAAACCUUGGGAGCUGAUAUUACUUGUGGAGAAAUGGCGAUGUGCACAAAUCUUUUACAGGGGCAAGCUUCAGAGUGGGCUUUGCUACGACGGCAUCCAUCAGAGGAUUUGUUUGGGGUGCAAAUCUGUGGACCGUAUCCAGAUACAGUAGCACGAACGGUUGAACUUGUGGAUAAUGAAUGUUCAGUUGACUUCAUAGACAUAAAUAUGGGCUGCCCAAUUGAUAUAGUUGUCAACAAGGGUGCUGGAUCAUCAUUGCUCACAAAACCUAUGAGGAUUAAAAGUAUUGUACAAGCGGCUUCUACUGUUACUGAAAAACCGUUAACUGUUAAGGUAAGAACAGCUUUCUUUGAGGGCAGGAAUCGUGCUGAUUCUAUAGUUUCAGACAUAUACGACUGGGGCGCUUCAGCCAUAACAAUACAUGGUCGAUCACGGCAACAACGCUACAGCAAACUUGCCGAUUGGGACUAUAUUUACCAGUGUGCACAGAAGGCCCCUGAUAAUUUGCAUGUCAUUGGAAAUGGUGAUGUAUUCUCCUUUACUGACUGGAACAAGCAUAUUUCGGACUGCUCCAAAAUUUCCACUUGCAUGAUUGCUCGAGGUGCUCUUAUCAAGCCUUGGUUAUUUACUGAGAUAAAAGAACAAAGGCAUUGGGACAUUACAUCUGGUGAGAGAUUAAAUAUCCUUAAAGAUUUUGUGCAUUUUGGUCUAGAACAUUGGGGCUCUGAUUCCAAAGGUGUGGAGACAACACGCCAUUUCUUGCUAGAAUGGUUAAGUUACACCUGCCGCUACAUUCCGGUUGGUCUGCUGGAUAUCAUCCCUCAACGAUUGAACUGGAGGCCACCAAGCUACUAUGGCCGGGAUGACCUUGAAACCCUGAUGGCAUCUGAUUCAGCAGCUGACUGGAUAAGGAUAUCUGAGAUGUUGCUUGGUAAAGUUCCGGAAGGAUUUACCUUUGCACCGAAGCACAAGUCUAAUGCCUAUGAUCGGGCCGAAAAUGGCUAAACACUCACCAGGCAUGGGACUGCAUUUAUUCAGAGUUAGCCACAGCCUCUGAGGUCCAUGCUGCCCUCAUUAUGUUUGAACCCAUCAUGUAGUGUAACAUGAUUUUUCCUUUAUCCAAAUGGCGAUUGUAUCAAUUUGAAUAUAGGGUGCCAAUAACUGAAAGACAUUCCAAUUCUCGAUUCAAAAGCAAUAUUUGAAUAAUUUCAGUGGAUUUCGGAAAGGCUCGUAUGCGUUAGUGCAGCACCUUCAAAUAUCUUCGUGUUUGUCAGAGCUCAAAUCUUUGGCAAUCUAUUCA